This is a messenger RNA of Chaetura pelagica (chimney swift), 564 nucleotides long. RefSeq names its product basic transcription factor 3 (gene BTF3). Gene Ontology annotation, cellular component: cytosol; nascent polypeptide-associated complex. NCBI's taxonomy places the organism in Eukaryota, Metazoa, Chordata, Aves, Apodiformes, Apodidae. The coding region runs from base 1 to 495 and encodes 164 amino acids. The transcript has 5 exons. The record is from RefSeq and is a predicted model, not a curated record.
AUGGGAGGAAAGCGAGACAGGAGCGGCCGCGUGGGCGAUGGCGACAGCCUGGCAAGAAAGGAAGAACUGUCCGUGGGUACUGCCCGCAGAAAGAAGAAGGUUGUCCACAGAACAGCUACAGCAGAUGACAAGAAACUUCAGUUUUCUUUGAAGAAACUGGGAGUCAACAAUAUUUCUGGAAUUGAAGAGGUAAACAUGUUUACUAACCAAGGAACAGUCAUACACUUCAAUAAUCCUAAAGUUCAGGCAUCUCUGGCUGCUAACACUUUCACUAUCACUGGCCAUGCUGAGACAAAGCAGCUGACAGAAAUGCUUCCUAGCAUCUUAAAUCAGCUUGGAGCUGACAGUCUUACCAGCCUGAGAAGAUUGGCAGAAGCUCUACCCAAGCAAUCUGUGGAUGGAAAAGCACCACUUGCGACUGGUGAAGAUGAUGAUGAUGAAGUUCCAGAUCUUGUUGAAAACUUCGAUGAAGCUUCAAAGAAUGAGGCAAACUGAACUCAGUGUCACUUUCUGAAUAAAGUUAAAACUUGAAAAAGCUACAUGGAGCUGCUAUUUUAUAUUGUG